Molecule: messenger RNA, 1547 nt
Organism: Pongo pygmaeus (Bornean orangutan)
Lineage: Eukaryota; Metazoa; Chordata; Mammalia; Primates; Hominidae
Product: homeobox protein NANOG
Exons: 4
Coding region: 59-805 (248 amino acids)
Biological process (GO): regulation of transcription by RNA polymerase II
Molecular function (GO): DNA-binding transcription factor activity, RNA polymerase II-specific; RNA polymerase II cis-regulatory region sequence-specific DNA binding
Source: RefSeq, a predicted model, not a curated record
GCAAGACUCUGUCUCUAAAUAAAUAAAUAAAUAAGAAGUCUCUCCUCUUCCUUCCUCCAUGGAUCUGCUUAUUCAGGACAGCCCUGAUUCUUCCACCAGUCCCAAAGGCAAACAACCCACUGCUGCAGAGAAGAGUGCCACAAAAAAGGAAGACAAGGUCCUGGUCAAGAAACAGAAGACUAGAACUGUGUUCUCUUCCACCCAGCUGUGUGUACUCAAUGAUAGAUUUCAGAGACAGAAAUAUCUCAGCCUCCAGCAGACGCAAGAACUCUCCAACAUCCUGAACCUCAGCUACAAACAGGUGAAGACCUGGUUCCAGAACCAGAGAAUGAAAUCUAAGAGGUGGCAGAAAAACAACUGGCGGAAGAAUAGCAAUGGUGUGACUCAGAAAGCCUCAGCACCUACCUACCCCAGCCUCUACUCUUCCUACCACCAGGGAUGCCUGGUGAACCUGACUGGGAACCUUCCAAUGUGGAGCAACCAGACCUGGAGCAAUUCAUCCUGGAGCAACCAGACCCAGAACAUCCAGUCCUGGAGCAACCACUCCUGGAACACUCAGACCUGGUGCACCCAAUCCUGGAACAAUCAGGCCUGGAACAGUCCCUUCUAUAACUGUGGAGAGGAAUCUCUGCAGUCCUGCAUGCAGUUCCAGCCAAAUUCUCCUGCCAGUGACUUGGAGGCUGCCUUGGAAGCUGCUGGGGAAGGCCUUAAUGUAAUACAGCAGACCGCUAGGUAUUUUAGUACUCCACAAACCAUGGAUUUAUUCCUAAACUACUCCAUGAACAUGCAACCUGAAGACGUGUGAAGAUGAAUGAAAUUGAUAUUACUCAAUUUCAGUCUGGACACUGGCUGAAUCCUUCCUCUCCCCUCCUCCCAUCCCUCAUAGGAUUUUUCUUGUUUGGAAACCACGUGUUCUGGUUUCCAUUAUGCCUAUCCAGUCAGUCUCAUGGAGGGUGGAGUAUGGUUGGAGCCUAAUCAGAGAGGUUUCUUUCUUUUUUCCUACUGGAUCUUCCCUGAGAAAAGAUAUUUUAAUAACCUUGGCUGCUAAAGACAACUUGAUAGAAGCUGUCUCUGGCUAUAGAUAAGUAGAUGUAAUACUAGUUUGGGUAUCUUUAGGGUUUAGAAUCUAACCUCAAGAAUGAGAAAUAAGCUGGGCAUGGUGGCUCACGCCUGUAAUCCCAGCACUUUGGGAGGCCAAGGCGGGCAGAUCACAAGGUCAGGAGAUCAAGACCAUCCUGGCUAACACGGUGAAACCCCGUCUCUACUAAAAAAUACAAAAAAAUUAGCUGGGCAUGGUGGCGGGUGCCUGUAGUCCCAGCUACUCGGGAGACUGAGGCAGGAGAAUGGUGUGAACUCGGGAGGCGGAGCUUGCAGUGAACUGAGAUCUUGCCACUGCACUCCAGUCUGGGCAACAGAGCAAGACUCUGUCUCAAAAAAAAAAAAAAAAAAAAAAAAAAGAAUAAGAAGUUGAUGUGAUGGAGAUAUAUUCCUAUUGUUUGGGAUUGGGAGGCUUUGUUUAUUUUUUUAAAAACUCUAUUGAGGCCGGG